Messenger RNA from Aspergillus saccharolyticus JOP 1030-1, 1788 nucleotides. RefSeq names its product 3-keto-steroid reductase. Gene Ontology annotation, cellular component: lipid droplet; endoplasmic reticulum membrane; mitochondrial outer membrane. Gene Ontology annotation, molecular function: 3-beta-hydroxysteroid 3-dehydrogenase (NADP+) activity. Gene Ontology annotation, biological process: ergosterol biosynthetic process. The record is from RefSeq and is a predicted model, not a curated record. The transcript is spliced from 2 exons. The coding region runs from base 319 to 1665 and encodes 448 amino acids. Lineage: Eukaryota; Fungi; Ascomycota; Eurotiomycetes; Eurotiales; Aspergillaceae.
CAGUGGAUGCAAAAGUCAGACAACGAAGGGUAAGCAUAGACGAGCAAGCUCAGUGUCAUAACCGAGGCCCACCGAAUUCUUCUCAGUAGUAGUGCGUAUUGCUCAAUGUCAACACCACAGGCAUUAACGGCUGUCAAGCUCCAUGCCACAUGACUCUGCAUCACCUGAGAGGUAACUAAAUUACGAUAAGCUGUGGUUUAGUAAGCAGGGAGCUUAUCGGCGCAGCAACCAACGCGAAUGCGGGCAAAAUGAUCGGACCUCGUCGUGCCUCACCAGCCCCCAGCCUUGGGUCGCUUUCCAUCAGAAUAAGCUGCCAUCAUGGCCAAUCACGCCCACGAGGAAGAUCUAGCAAAUCUUUCGAUAAUUCUAGUUACCGGGACAAACAGCGGUCUCGGCUUCUCAAUAUGUUGCCGCCUCGUCGACGACUUCCUCAAGUCUCCCUCCAACAACCACCGCUGCCUCACCGUGGUCUUCACCACUCGAAGCACCAAGAAGGGCGCUGAAACCCAGCAGCGCCUGCAAUCUCACCUCGAACAAACCACCAAAUCCCACCCGGGGCACCGCGCCCGCAUCACCUUCACCCCGGAGACCGUCGACCUGUCCAACCUGGUGUCGACGCGCGCCUGCGCGCGGCGCCUCACGCAGACCUUCCCCAAGCUCGACGCCGUGAUCCUCAACGCCGGCAUCGGCGGUUGGACCGGCCUCAACUGGCCCCAGGCCGUCUGGGGGGUCCUGACGGACCUUGUUCACACGGUCUCGUGGCCGGCCUACAAGAUCGCCCCGGUCGGCCUGCUCACUGCGCCGCAAACCACCACUGCUCCAGAAGAGGAACCCCGUCUGGGCAACGUCUUCUGCGCCAACGUCUUCGGCCACUACAUGCUCGCACAUAACCUAAUGCCUCUCCUCCACUCCUCUUCCGCGCCCCACAGCCGCAUCAUCUGGGUCUCCAGCAUUGAAGCCACCCUCCAGUACUUCUCCCCGGAAGACCUCCAGGGCCUCCGCACCGCCACUCCCUAUGAAUCCUCCAAAGCCCUGACCGACAUUCUCGCCCUGACCGCCGACCUCCCGGCCACAGACCCCUGGACCAGUUCGUUCUACGCGUGCGAUCCCAAACGUCAAAAAUCCACUGCACAAAACGAAACAAAAACAGCACAACCGAUUACUUACCUCGCCCAUCCGGGCAUCUGCGGCACCGCGAUCCUCCCGCUCCCGCUCCCGCUCAUCUACGCGAUGCUGGCCGCCUUCUGGCUCGCCCGCCUGCUGGGCUCCCCUUGGCACACGAUGUGGACGUACCUGGGGGCUUGCGCGCCUGUGUGGCUGGCGCUGAGCAGCCAGGCCGAGCUGGACGCCGCCGAGGAGCCCUACCGCGCGCAUGGAGGCGGGCGCGUCAAGUGGGGAUCCUCGUGCGACCGGCUCGGCCGCGACAGCGUCAUCUCGACGGAGAUGGACGGCUGGGGCCACGGCGGCGUGGCCGGACCGGCGGUUGUCGAGGCGGAUCGUACGCGGCGCCGCAAGCGUGGUGCGCGUGACCUCACGGCCGAGGAGCGGGUCGCGUUCGAGGAGCUGGGCCGCCAGUGCUGGCGGCAGAUGGAGGAGCUGCGCGUGCAGUGGGAGAAGAUUCUGGAUCGGGAGGAAGCACAGAUGGCGGCCACCACCCAACAAUAAGGGAAACGCGGCGAAAAGAAGGGAGGGUUUUUGGUGAUUUGACCUUUCUUAAACAUAUGAUUCUUACUUCUAGUGUAUAAAUACUGUUACAUUUAAUACAACCAAACGAGAUCGGGACAAGUC